Messenger RNA from Capsella rubella, 1503 nucleotides. Its product is annotated as L-ascorbate peroxidase S, chloroplastic/mitochondrial. The record is from RefSeq and is a predicted model, not a curated record. Gene Ontology annotation, biological process: cellular response to oxidative stress; response to reactive oxygen species; hydrogen peroxide catabolic process. Lineage: Eukaryota; Viridiplantae; Streptophyta; Magnoliopsida; Brassicales; Brassicaceae. Gene Ontology annotation, molecular function: peroxidase activity; heme binding. The coding region runs from base 26 to 1144 and encodes 372 amino acids. The transcript is spliced from 12 exons.
AAAAAUUACAAUAAUACCCCCGAAAAUGGCAGAGCGUGUGUCUCUCACACUCAACAGCACCAGCUUCUUCCUCCUUUCUCCUCCUCCUCCCAAAACCACCACAACCAUGUCUUCUUCUCUCCGCACAACCACCGCUGCUUCUCAUCUCCUCCGCCGCUCCUCCUCCUCCUCCAGAUCUACACUCACUCUCUCUUCUUCUAUCUCAUUCACUAGAUCUCUCGUCUCUUCUCCUCUUCUCUCUUCUUCAUCCCUCUCUCAGAAGAGUUAUCGUAACCGAGUCGCGUCGGUGAAUCGGAGUUUUAACUCAACCGCCGCUACGAAAUGUUCAUCAGAUCCUGAUCAGUUGAAGAACGCUAGAGAAGACAUCAAAGAGCUUCUCAAUACCAAAUUCUGCCAUCCAAUUUUGGUUCGAUUAGGGUGGCAUGAUGCUGGAACGUACAACAAGAACAUCAAUGAAUGGCCACAGAGAGGUGGAGCUAAUGGUAGUCUUAGAUUCGAUAUUGAGCUUAAGCAUGCUGCUAAUGCUGGUCUUGUGAAUGCUUUGAAUUUGAUUAAGGAUAUCAAAGAGAAGUACUCUGGGAUUACUUAUGCUGACUUGUUCCAAUUGGCUAGUGCUACUGCUAUUGAGGAAGCUGGAGGACCUAAGAUACCUAUGAAGUAUGGAAGAGUUGAUGCCUCUGGUCCUGAGGAUUGUCCUGAAGAAGGAAGACUCCCUGAUGCUGGUCCUCCUUCACCUGCUAAUCAUCUUAGAGAAGUUUUUUACAGGAUGGGACUAGAUGAUAAGGACAUUGUUGCGUUAUCUGGUGCUCAUACCUUAGGAAGAUCUAGGCCAGAACGUAGUGGUUGGGGGAAGCCAGAGACGAAAUACACGAAAGAGGGGCCUGGCGCACCAGGAGGACAAUCAUGGACACCCGAGUGGCUGAAGUUUGACAAUUCUUACUUCACGGAAAUUAAGGAAAAGAGAGAUGAAGAUCUCCUUGUCCUACCUACUGAUGCAGCCAUCUUUGAAGACUCUUCUUUCAAGGUAUAUGCUGAGAACUACGCUGCAGAUCAGAAUGCAUUCUUCAAGGAUUACGCUGUCGCCCAUGCGAAGCUCAGCAAUCUUGGAGCAGAAUUCAACCCUCCUGAGGGAAUCGUAAUCUAAUGGGGCACCGGCACCUAACUUACUCGUCCAGCUGCGGGACUUGUGAUUUCAGAAGAACUUAGUUCAUAAUGUCAAAGAAGAAUAUAGGAAGGAACCGAGGAACUGAUGUUGAGAGAAGCAACUUUUGCAGAGACCAAAAAGUGUUUUGAUAGUUUUCAGUUUUUCAUGGUUGAAUUGUCAUAAUGGUUUUGGGUUUUCUGAUGUUUUUCCUUGUAAUAAAUUGCGGUAUUAUCCAAAAUCCCAUAAAUUUUGUUCUGACAUUGAAAAAAAGAGUUUGUGUUUUAGAUUCGGAAAAACUCUUAUGACUUAUGAAUAAUAUUUGAUGGAUGCCCAUUAUGGGUCCAUUAGUAUAUUCUAUA